AUCAUUGAUAAGCCACACCCACAAAUUCUCGCUGCCGCUGCAGCGAAUGUUGCUCCUGUUUAUUUGUAGAUAAACUGAUUACAUUUAUCGCGUUUUAAAGGAUAUAACUUACUAUUGUUAUAGUUUUCGUUGGCAGCAUGACGAUAAUUAUUUUAUAUCAAUCACUUAAAACUGUGAGAGGAUUUCCAUUGAUUUCAUUGUGGUUUUAAUUUUCAUAAAUUCAAAAUGGAGGUAUCAGGUCGUAAGGAAUGGGACGAUAAACAGUCAACAUCUAACCAAGGGAGGCAACUUACAGUUCUUUGCCAGCCUUGUGAGUGUGACGGUGAAACAAUAGAAGCGGAGGCAUUCUGUGAAACUUGUAACGAGCUCAUCUGUUCUCCAUGUCUUAAGGUUCAUCGUAAAUUGGCUAUCAGUAAGAAUCACGUGAUCAAGUCAAAGAAUAAAAUGCCAAUAUCAAGGGAAAAGCAAAAAGAUCCAUGUUCGGAGUUAUGUUCAGUUCAUCAUACUGAAAUAAUAAAGUUUUAUUGUGAAGACCACAAUUCUGUAGGAUGCGGAGAUUGUAUGGUUCUUAGCCACAAAACCUGUUCUGUUAAACUCGUAAGUGAUGUAUCCGACAACUAUGAUACCUGCGAGGAACUCGUGCAAAUCAAGAGUAAGACGGACACCUUUCUGCGUAGAAUUUCAUCUUACCAAGGUGAUAUUGUAAAUGAAAUAAAGACUGCUGAUGAAAUGAGAGAAAAAAUUGUGAAAGAAAUACACAUUUUUCGACAAGAGAUUGACAAAUAUUUGAAUAAUGCUGAGGCAGAUCUGCUAAAGCAAAUAGAUCAACUGGCAUCGAAAAAAGUGUCUGAACUUGGGCAAAUGGAAAAAGAAUUUGAGUCUAUGGAAACUGAAAUGAGAGGAUAUCAAGACAAAAUAAGUAACAAUUCAGAACAGAUAAAUCAAUUGUUUGUAGUUGCAAAACUUGCUCAUGAAAAGAUUAAAGCCUGUCAAAUUUCAACCGAGAAGCUAGCGUCUAAAUAUGAGAUCGAAAUAUUUAACUUUGUAAAGUCUCAAGAGUUAGAAAAACUUGUAACAGACAAAUGUCUCAUUGGUGUUAUUAAUGAGAAAAAGCGGAAGUUACGUACACACAGCAAAAAGAGUCUGAAAUAUGUUGAAACAAAGCUGUUAAAGAGUCUUCAUAUCAUGUCAGCAGUCGACAGAGGGAAUAGCUUUAUAUCAGGAAUGGCAUUAAUUUCAUGUGUUGAACUCUUACUUGUUGAUUUCAAUAAUGAUUGUCUAAAACUUUUAAACGUAGAAGAGAAUAAGAUAAGCUGUAUAUUAAAAACAGAUGAUCGACCAUGGGACAUUACUGCAAUCAAUUCGAGAUUAUUCGCAGUAACUAUAACAAAUGGUGAACUUCUUUUCAUAAAUACAUCAAAUGGUAUUUCUAAAAGUCACAGUAUUAAGGUCAGACAUAACUGUAGAGGAAUCGACUACCGUAACGGAGUUCUUGUUGUAUCGUUCGACCGUCCAGCAUACGUUCAGCUACUUGACAUGAAAGGGAACAUUAUGAAAGAGUUUGAUAUCAGGAGACAUUGUUUAUAUCCUUAUUAUAUAGCUUCAUGUUACGACGACAACAAAAGCUUCAUUGUGUCUGAUGCCCUUGGACAUCUUCUUGUUGAGUUUACUGUUGAUGGGAUAGUAAAGAAUAAAGUAACAAGCAAUGAUAUAAAAUCACCAAGACAACUUGUUAUGACACAUGACGGAGCGGUUAUUGUUUGUUGUCAAGGCAUCAGUGAUAGACUCAACAUGGUAAAACCAAAUACAAGAGAGGUGCUUCCUAUUGUUGUGGAAGGGGUCAAAUGUCCAUUUUGCCUGGCGAUAUCUGAUGAUCAGACGAAGAUGUUUAUUUAUGACAGGUCAAAUAAUGAUAUCAAAUUGUUUGAUUUCAAUUGAUAUCUAUAUCGUAGGCAGAACUUAGAUGAAGGUUAAUCAUGUAUUGUCAGAAACUCUCACAUUGUACAUGUAUAUGUAUCUGUAUUUUAUAUGAAUCUUAUAAUUCAAAGAUUCUUUUUUCAGUUUCAAAGACAUUUCAUCGAUAAAGAAAUUUGUGAUGACCAUUUUACUAUACAUGUACAUUAUAUAUGCUUCAAACAUGUGAGCAAUGAUUUAUAUUUGUUCAAACAUUUUAUCAAUAUAUUAUAUUUAUUCAAAGA
Molecule: messenger RNA, 2198 nt
Organism: Ruditapes philippinarum (Manila clam)
Lineage: Eukaryota; Metazoa; Mollusca; Bivalvia; Venerida; Veneridae
Exons: 1
Coding region: 226-1938 (570 amino acids)
Molecular function (GO): zinc ion binding
Source: RefSeq, a predicted model, not a curated record